Molecule: messenger RNA, 1439 nt
Organism: Athene cunicularia (burrowing owl)
Lineage: Eukaryota; Metazoa; Chordata; Aves; Strigiformes; Strigidae
Gene: RETREG3
Product: reticulophagy regulator family member 3
Exons: 8
Biological process (GO): reticulophagy
Source: RefSeq, a predicted model, not a curated record
CUGGUGGUGGCUGCUUGGUCCGGGGUUGGUUUGUGUUACCCGUCUGUGUGUGUCGUGCAGAUCGGGGCGGUCCUGACUCGUUUGUUUCUUCCCCGUAGGUUUUUUGCUCUGACUUAUCUGCGCUUGCUGUUCCUGGUUGCGUUUACCCUCAUAGUAGUAGUUUGUCUAGAUCAGUGGAAGAACAGAAUCUGGCCUGAAAUUGGAGUGGCAAGACCUGACGAAUUAGACAAUGAGAGCUGGGGAUACGUUCACCCUCGGCUGCUCGGCGUGCCAGAACUCUGUCACCAUUUGGCUGAAGGAUGGGUGGCUGGGACCAACUUCUUAAGUAAUCUCUUCAUUUUCAAGAGGCAAAACCCCGGAAAGUUCUGCCUUCUAGUGUGUGGAUUCUUUACUUUCCUGGCGGUCCUGGGCCGGUACAUCCCUGGACUCCUGCUCUCGUACUUGCUGUUGCUCUUCAUCCUGCUGUGGCCCCUUGCCGUGUACCACAGACUGGGGCAGCGCGUGUACAUGAAGCUGGAGCCAGCUCUGCAGCGGCUGGAUUUCAGCGUUCGAGGCUACAUGAUAUCAAAGCAGCGGGAGAAGCAGUUGCGUCACCGAUCCCUCAGUCAGGAGGCUGUGGAUGAUGGGAGUGACAGUGAAGAGGAGCUCGCUGCGUUCUGUCCCAAGCUGGAUGACUCUGUGGUCGCCAAGGAACUAACCAUCUCUGACUCGGAGCACUCGGACGCAGAGGUCUCCUACACAGAGAACGGGAUGUUUAACCUGUCGAGGGGCCAGACUCCCCUGACGGAGGGGUCGGAAGACCUGGAUGGUCACAGCGACCCCGAAGAAUCUUUUGCCCGGGAUCUCCCCGACUUCCCUUCCAUAAACCCGGAAGCAGCUGGCAUAGACGACGAGGAUGACACCAGCAUUGGGAUCCCCAGCCUGGCUUACCGCCCUCAGCUGACAGAAGACCUGCAUCUCCCGUACGAGCAGGAGGAGUCGGGCGCGCUGCCGUCUGUACAGAACCUCACCCACAACAUAGCCGGCUUCGUCACCAGAGGCAUGAUACAGCUGGCGCUGUCAGGGGCCCCUCAGCCGGGCCCCUCGCGCGGAGACAAUCCCCAGAGAGGUGCAAAGACUUACCUCAGAACGGCCAGCUCGGACUUGGACACGGAUGCCGAAGGGGAUGACUUUGAGCUGCUGGAUCAGUCCGAGCUGAACCAGCUGGAUCCUGCUGGCUCACGGGGCCAGUAAGAAGCCCACCACUUCCCUCUGGUUUUCUAUCGUGCGUCGUGGAGGGAACCCUGGAAGGAAAAGCCUUGCACAGUUACCUAGGUCGUCUCCUGUGUGAGUAUGAGUGACGUGACAGCCAGCCCUGGCUGGGAACACCACUGUGACUUGUGACUCUGUAGCCUCGCUUGGAUUUUAAAAUAAACUACACUAGUAAUUCAUAGGGAAAA